GAAGAUGAAUCCAAACCAAAACCAAAAUUCAUGACCAACGUGGCGGCCCCAAAGAUCCCCGAUGGCGGCGAGAAAGUCGACUUUGACGACAUCCACAGGAAGCGUCUGGAGAAAGAUCUGUCUGAGCUUCAGUCUCUGAUCGAGGCUCACUUCGUCCAGAGGAAGAAGGAAGAGGAGGAGCUUGUCGCGCUCGUCAACAGAAUCGAGAAACGUCGAGCCGAGAGAGCCGAGCAGCAGAGAGUCCGAGCAGAGCGGGAGAAGGAGAGGCAGGCCAGGCUGGCCGAGGAGAAGGAGCGCAGGGAGCAAGAGGAGCAGCGCAAGAAGCUGGAUGACGACGUGAAGAAGAAGAAGGUCCUCUCCAACAGGACCCAGCAGUACGGCGCCGCACAGAAGAGCGACAACAAAAAAGGAGCCAAGAAGCAAACGGAGAGAGAGAAGAAGAAGAAGAUCCUGGCUGAGCGCAGGAAGCAGCUCAGCAUCGAUCACCUGAGUGACGACAAACUCAAGGAGAAGGCUAACGAGCUGUGGCAGUGGCUGAUGGAGCUGGAGAUGGAGAAGUACGACCUCAAUGAUAAAUUCAAGAAACAAAAGACAGAUAUCAACCUGCUGCUGGUUCGAGUCAAGGACCACCAGAAGUAA
Messenger RNA from Entelurus aequoreus (snake pipefish), 639 nucleotides. Its product is annotated as troponin T, cardiac muscle isoforms-like. Gene Ontology annotation, biological process: cardiac muscle contraction; regulation of muscle contraction; sarcomere organization. The transcript has 8 exons. NCBI's taxonomy places the organism in Eukaryota, Metazoa, Chordata, Actinopteri, Syngnathiformes, Syngnathidae. Gene Ontology annotation, cellular component: troponin complex. The record is from RefSeq and is a predicted model, not a curated record. Gene Ontology annotation, molecular function: tropomyosin binding; troponin C binding; troponin I binding. The coding region runs from base 31 to 639 and encodes 202 amino acids.